CAUUCAUUGUCUAUGGUGCUUCGACUUCGAAUUCAGCUCGUGCUCUCGUGCAAUCCGUCCGUGUUGUCAGUUUGACACGAAAGAGCGUGGAGUGCACUUCGGACCUGGGAAAUAUUACGGUUUUCCCAUGGUCCAUAGUUCUUCUGUGAGCUGAUUCUUGUUUAACCACCGACACCGCGAUGCUCGAUACAUCUUACCGUUACGACUUUUAAUUACGCGCGACGCGGAGCGUACGCUCAUUGAUGCCGGAACACAGAACGACGCGGCCGUGGAAAACAAACGAGAAUCGCGAGUAUAAUAAAGAUCCGUAGAAUCGACAAACGGUGACCGUCGAUGCCGCUCGCGGGAUGUACGAAAAGUUGUGAUCUUGUCGUCUCGUACCGGUAAACAACCUCGACACGCGUCGGAAGAACGAGGCCGGUUCUGUUUGUGAACAUUAACGAGUAGUAGCAGGUUUGUCUCGCGAUUAUGGGCGAUUCCCCUACAGUGAAAUUCGCACUUGGUAACGAGGUGUCGAUGGAACAUUUUUUCAAGAGCAGCUUCGCGCGUACAUUCGUGACCAAUUGCCGUGAUUCGAAGUCGUUGGAUUACGAGCUCCUCGAUAACACCAUCGUCGAGGACGACGGACUGAACGGGAACAACAACAAUUUCUUCUCACUGAUGAAUCUCGACGACAAGACAACCGGCUCCACUGCCGGCAACGAUCUCGACGAGGAUAACGUCUGGAAGAUGACGGCAAUCCAGCCCUUCACGGAUCCGAACGAAGUGGAGAAGCUUCGCAAACAAUGCAACUCGUUGAGAGACGAAAACCGAAGACUGCAGAACGCCCUGACAAACAAUCAAGUGCCUCAUGUGCAAGUGAUCGACAACGUGUUUCUCCAGACCCAAGUUGAAACACUCCAAUGGCAAUUGAAACAGAUAGAAGCGAACAGACAGAUGUACCGCUCCCUGUUGGAGCAGGUAACGCGCUUCUUGGACCGGGCUCGCAAGAGCUUGGAUAUCCUUCAUGAGAAGAAUAAUCCUAAAGAUAAGAAUUCAGCGAGCCGAGUCCCACGCAGUCGCAGCGUUCACGCCGGUCACGGAGACGAAUCACCGAAAAGCGCGACCCCGACGUCUUCUUCCUCGUCGAGUUCCUCUCGCUUCACGAGGGCCAAGUCCGUCACUCAGAUCUCACCGAGCACCACGAGCUACCGUGACUUCACUUGGUCGAUGCUACGCAAAAAUGAUCCUACUCAGUGCACGCCGCCGUCUCAGGAUCACAAGAUCGACGGGAUCGUUUAUAGAGAACCCGGGCAGCCAGAAUUGGAUCCGAACGAUGUUCCACCCGAGAAAUUGUCGGAGGAAGCGUUUAGAUUAAUGAGAACUGUUCAGUCAUUGAUCUCGAUGAGAGAACCCGAACUGGCUAGGUCCUCGCCAACAGAGAAUGGCGAUUCGUCUCCAUCGCCGACGGACCAUCAUCGUCAUAACGAUCAUCACAACGACGUCUCACUGUCUCUGCAGAACAGUUUCACGAACUCUCUCAGCUUGCAGGACUCCGCCGGCUACACUAGACGUUCGUGUAGCGAUCGCGGUAACGAGUCGAGUAGCACCGAUAAUGACAGUAGAUCUAGUUACGUAAAGUCGCCGAAUAACGUGAAACGAAACCUGCAAAAUCUUUUUCCCGGGGUGAGAAGAUCCCUCGACGCUACUUCCCUCAACUCGGGAAGCAGCAAGACCACCGAGGAAGAGGAUGUACUCGCUAUUAAUAAUUCGUUCAACGUGUCCAUACCGGAUCACGAGGGUAUUUUCACGUGCACGCCGUCCGCCACGCCGAACAGACGGAUCAGGAAGGUGGAGAAGAAGGAAAAGGAGAAGUGUUCGAAAUCGAAACCGGCUGUCAGCGUGAGCAGCGUCGAGGACGAAAGCGGAUUUUCUUCUAUGAGUUCGUUUCAAGAGAUCGGUCUGCCGCAUGGUAUCCAUAUUUUGCCUGUAAGAGGCUGCCACACGGAAGUCGGUCUGCCCGAAGUGCCUCUGGACAAAGGCAGGCACCGUAGGUGGUCCUCGACACCGGCCGAAAUUCAGGCCAUGAUCAACAAACAGCGAAACAGUUUCACCGCUUCUGAAACUGCUAAGGAAUCUUUGAGUGUAUGGGUGUGAAUGCAAGAUUCCGCGACUGAGACACGUAAAACUGUCGUACGAAGUAGACGCGCGAACGUAUAUGCUGGUUGCAACAGAAGCUCGAACAGAUGAUCGCACGUCGCCGGCAUGCUAAAGGAAUGCGAGACAUGGUAAUUUUUUAUUUAAAAUAUUGAUUUUUCAUUCGUUUUAUUUAAAAUAUUGAUUUUUCAUUCGUUUUAUUGAAAU
Ceratina calcarata is the source of this 2343-nucleotide messenger RNA. Its product is annotated as cell wall protein RBR3. The record is from RefSeq and is a predicted model, not a curated record. Bases 469 to 2136 code for a protein of 555 amino acids. NCBI's taxonomy places the organism in Eukaryota, Metazoa, Arthropoda, Insecta, Hymenoptera, Apidae. The transcript has 5 exons.